This is a messenger RNA of Haliotis rufescens (red abalone), 2573 nucleotides long. RefSeq names its product mannan polymerase complex subunit mnn9-like. Lineage: Eukaryota; Metazoa; Mollusca; Gastropoda; Lepetellida; Haliotidae. The coding region runs from base 590 to 1729 and encodes 379 amino acids. The transcript has 2 exons. Gene Ontology annotation, molecular function: alpha-1,6-mannosyltransferase activity. Gene Ontology annotation, biological process: protein N-linked glycosylation; cell wall mannoprotein biosynthetic process. Gene Ontology annotation, cellular component: mannan polymerase complex. The record is from RefSeq and is a predicted model, not a curated record.
UAAGCGAUAUUACAAGGUUGAUAUUUUUUAAUUUAUAUGCUUUGUCGUUGAGCAGGCAACCCCAGUAUAAACCGUUAAGCCGAGUCCGCCUUUAAGCGGAAGUAAUAUUCCUCACCAGCCCGGUUUAUCCGGCCUGACAAUGCCGUCACCGACAGUUCAUUUGCUUGUCGUUGUGAUUGUUUAAUCUCCGUUCACUCGUGACUCGACUGUGAUUACAGCGGGAUAUGCUUAAACGACGGACAGGUUAUCACGGGGCAGUGUAAAACCAAGCACUUGCAGCUAGCGGAGAUGUACACGACAUGUACUGUCAACGAGGGUGUCCCGAGCCAGCUUGACCUCAGCGGGAUGUGACCGGAAGGGGGUCAUUAAACUGAAGCGAGAUUCACAAACUCGGGACUCGCACCUCACAAGUUGUCAUUAGUUUCGCCGCCUCACAGCGUAGAAGCGCUAGCUGUCGCCGUUAUCGGAGCGUCAACCCUGACUUGACAAAUUACUGCCGGGCUGGAGAAUGAGGCGACGAGGCCUCAUAUGACUUUCAUUUUUUUUCAACAUACCGUAUCUCGACAGCAGUGAGCAUUCAUAUCACACAAUGAUCCGUAAAACGUCGUUGUGGCAGAGUUUUCUCCCUUUGUUUAACCAUCGUCCUCAAGUUUCCAAACUUCUGUUCAUUUACAGCCUUGUGCUCCUUGCGUUCAGCACUGUCGCAUUUAAUUUUUUUCACUUUGGCCGGACUACCAAAACCCCGCUUCAAAUAAGCCCAAGAACAGAACCAAGUCAUGACAUAACCGAAAAACAGAAGGCGUUGGAAGCGCCAAAAAAUCCCAAAGACGAUCCCAAGGCGCUAUUUGCUAUUCCACCUGUGCCCCAAAGAUCUUCCAAUGACCAUGUGAUUCCAGUACGACAGUCAGUUAUACAGGCAUUCUUGAAUUAUGAGCCCCGGGAAUAUAAAGAAAAAGUGUUGAUACUGACGCCGAUUCACAACGUAGCACGACUCCUACCUCGGUUUGGUCGUUUACUGAGGGACUUGAGUUAUCCACAUGAACUGAUAUCAGUUGUGUUCGGAGAGGACUGCAGUGGAGAUGGAACACUGAGCAUCGCUAAAGAUGUAGCAUCCAAUCUCAAGAAAACGUUUAAAAGGGUAGAAGUGCAUCACUUCAACAUCACGGGUCAAGUUAGGGGAAUUUGGACGGAUGUCCACAAUAUACACGCGCAGCGAAAACGGCGCGGCCACAUUGCGCAGGCCCGGAACUUGCUUCUGAAGGCUGGACUAAAGGACGAGGCGUGGGUUCUGUGGAUUGAUAGUGACGUCACGCAGCUUCCGCCGGACAUAAUCCAGCAGCUACUGUCUUCGGAUAAGGACAUCGUAGUUCCGUCGUGUUUGUUCCAGUCGGAUAUGGGACAGUUACGGAUAUUUGAUAAAAAUACGUGGCGGGAAACACCGGAAUCUAUCGCCAAGCAAAAACAUAUGAAAGAUGGGGAACUCAUGUUGGAAGGCUAUGGCCUAUCCAAUAGAAUAUUCCUACCCCAUCUCCGAGCGGAAGGCAGGGUGGUGCCAAUUGAUGGCGUUGGAGGGUGCACGCUUCUUAUAAAGGCAGACUGCCAUAGAAAGGGUUUAAUCUUUCCAGAAACCGUUGUAGAUCAUCAUAUUGAAACAGAAGGUUUGGCGAAACUUGCCAAGCAGAUGGGGUUUGGUGUCUAUGGCAUGCCCUUUGUGAACGUCAUUCACUAAAUUUGAUGUUUUCAGACAAAGCAGAGUUGCUUUCCCUGGACGUGCCAGGAACUUGUGAUCGUGGUUCGAAUUCCCGCCCUGAUUCUGUUGGUCGGUUUGUCAGCACCUUAGCCUGCUCGUGGGUUUCACGAAAGUGAUAAACGUCUAAGACAAUCCUCAUUUCGGGAGUUCUUCUCCCGUUAUGAUAGGCCGUGAUGUAACUGAAAUGUUGUUCAAGUGGCGUUGAACCCCACUCACUCACUCAUUGGAUUUGAGGGCGAUGGACGAGCCCGUCAUGUCGAAGACCCGGUUCGAUUUCCCUCAUCGGUCUCGUCGUUACACCUGCAUCACUUCGGGCUUUCCUCCCACAUUAAGCUGACACGCUGCGAUAUAACUGGAAUACUGUUAAAAGCGGCGUAAAACCCAACUCACUCACUCACUCACUCGUCGUUACCUGGCUGAAAUAUUGCCGAUGCGUCGUUAAAUAUUUAACUCACUUCCUCAUAGGUACCCAUUUCGCCGUUAUAUGGCUGGAGUAUUGCUAAAAGCGGCGUAAAACCAUACCCACACACUCAAUAAAACCCUCAAACCAGCGAACCCACAGUCCCUCCAUACAGUAUUAUACGCCAGCUUCCGGGUAUCCUGUAAUGAACAAUACCCCUGACAACACAGUCUCGUUGUCUCGCAACUGUUAUACACUCAUAAAAAAAGGUGGUGAUGUAAAAUGUGGUUUAAAGUCGCGUACGUGCGUGCGUGUGUGCGUGCGUGCGUGCGUGCGUGCGUGCGUGCGUGUUGGGCUGCUUGUACUAUGCCGAUUGAUAGUUGUAGCACACUGAGAUACCAUGCCGCAUGAAUACCCCACUCA